AUGUCUUUAUCAACAAGUCGCCAACAAUUUCUAGCAUACGAAACCCAUGGCACUGAGGGCAUACAAUAUGGCAGAAAAGGAGGCAUUUUCAUCUCAACUUGCAUAUGCGCCUUCUUGAUAAUUUUUUCAGUAAUUAUUGCUGUUCUAGUUGGAGUAAUUGUGUAUUUUAUUACUUAUUUUAAGGUUUCACAGACAUCGCAAGAUAUUUGGGAUGAGGCAGAUCCAUUUGGCCAAACAAGUGAACCCUCGCCUGACCUCCGUUUGCCGCCUUAUGUAGUACCAAGCUUUUAUCGAUUAAAAAUCAAAACAGAUAUAGAGAAGUCUAUUUUUAGUGGAGAGGUGUACAUAACAAUUAGAGCAAGUAAUCAAGUCAGCGAGAUAAUUUUACAUUCAAAAAACCUAGUUAUCAACAACAACAGUAGACUCACGGAACAGAUUUAUGAACAAGAAACAAUACAUACUACUUCGAAGAAAAAACGUGAAGUGAAUGUCUCAAGUGAUAGUAUUGAUAUAGAAAAUGUCACAGCAACUCCAAAUGUGCCCCAUGAAUCCACAACUCUUGAUCAUCUCCAAAUUACAACUAUAGACACACAAGUAACACAUAGCAGUGUCCGUAAUAUAAAAAUACUGUCAAUUGUGGAGGGACCUGGUGAUAGAUUAAUAUUAACAUUGGCUACUCCGCUUAAGACAGGUGUUGAUUACACACUGGAGCUCACAUUUAAGGGAAAUAUAUCAAAUUCUUUGACUGGAUUCUAUAAAAGUACAUAUACUAAUAGCAAGAAUGAGAUCAAAUCACUUGCUGCUACACAGUUUGAGCCUACGUCAGCCCGUGCGGCUUUUCCCUGUUUUGAUGAACCGGCAUUCAAAGCCAAGUUUGAGAUCAGCAUUGCCCACUUACAGAACCUGACUGUUCUAUCCAACAUGAAGGUCGCUGCCCAAGAGCCCAUAAAUGAAGAGCCUGGAUGGCAAUGGACCCACUUUGAUAGAUCUGUCAACAUGUCUACCUAUCUAGUCGCCUAUGUAAUCUCCGAUUUUAAAUACUUAGAAACAAAUUACACCAGCAUGGACAAUGUAACAAAGACUAUUCGCCUCUGGACGAGACCUGAAUUCUUGCAAAAUGGCAAAUAUGCCUUGAAUAUUACACAAAAGCUACUGGAAUUCUAUGAACAUGUUUUUGGAGUACCAUAUGCCCUGGACAAGCUUGAUUUGAUAGCCAUACCAGACUUCUCAAGCGGUGCUAUGGAGAAUUGGGGUCUAAUUACAUUCAGAGAGACAACGCUGUUGUUCAAUGAAACCGAAAAUACGCCACGUGACAAACAGAGCGUUGCGAUAGACGUGGCCCAUGAACUCGCCCAUCAGUGGUUUGGUAACCUGGUCACCAUGAAGUGGUGGACGGACCUGUGGCUGAACGAAGGUUUCGCCACCUACAUAGAGUACGUCGGAGUGGAUCAUAUCGAGCCCGGCUGGGACAUGUUCGAGUCGUUCGCCCUGGACAAGAUGAAUCUGCUCCGCUCGGACGCGCUGCGGAACACCUCGCCGCUGUCCCGGCGCGUGCUCGACGCCUCGGAGAUAUCGCAGAAGUUCGACGAGAUCUCCUACACGAAGGGCGCCAACCUCAUCCGCAUGCUGAACCACACCAUAUCCGAGGAGCUGUUCCACAAGGGGCUCUCGAUUUACUUGAACAAGUGGAAGUUCUCGAACGCGGAGGAGAACGACCUGUGGGAGGCGAUGGCCGAGGCCACCGGCGGGGAUCCCCCCGUGGCCCAGCUCAUGAACAGCUGGACCCGCCAGCCGGGUUACCCCGUCGUCCAGGCCGUGCGAGACUACGACAAGGGCCUCGUCACCUUCUCCCAGAAACUGUUCACGAGCGGCAGCGAGCCACUCGAGGGCGCAGCGGAGCGCCUGUGGCGAAUCCCCAUCAGCUGGACGGGGGCGGAGGCGCCGGCCGGCGAGUCCGACACCUCGCCACGCCUCUGGCUGAAUGGCCGCUCGGCCUCCGCCCCCCUGGACCUCAACGCCACGCAGGCCCUCUACGUCAACGUAGACGCGAUCGGCUACUACCGGGUGAACUACGACCAGCGCAACUGGGAGCUGCUGGCGAGUGCGCUCUCGUCUGGGGCGGUGCACUCGCCGCUGGCGCGUGCGCAGCUGGUGGACGACGCGUUCAACCUGGCCAAGGCGGGGCGGCUGCGCUACGCGGACGCGCUGCGGCUGGCCAGCUGCGUGCGCCGCGGCGAGGACUCGCGCCUCGUCUGGGACCUGCUGCUCAACAACAUGGCCUUCCUCAAGCACAACCUGCGCGCCACGCCCGGCUACGUCUACUUCCAGGAUUACAUGAGGCGGAUCCUGAGCAAACAGCUGCAGCGGCUGAACUACGGCCUGGACAAGCCGAAGGACGACAACGAGGCAUUCCUCAUAGAGAACCUGGUGAUGUGGGAGUGCAUGAUGGAGGCGCCGCGCUGCCUCGACUGGGCCUCGGACAUGUUCCGCAAAUGGUCCGCGCAGGAUGACCUAACCAAUAACCCCAUCCCCAGCUACCUGCGGCCGCUGGUGUACACGAUGGCGGUGCAGCACGGCGGGCGGCGCGAGUUCGACUUCUUCUGGAGCCUGUUCCUCAACUCGAGCGACCCCGCCGUCAAGAGCCUCGCGAUCUCCGUGCUGCCCAGCACCAGGGACGAGGCGCUCAUAUCCCUGCUGCUGGAGCGGAGCCUGGGCGAGCUGCCGAAGCAGUACGCGGUGGCGGCGUGGAGCGUGCAGCCGCCGGCGGGCACGCGGCUGGCGCAGCGGCUGCUGCGGGCGCAGUUCGCGCGCGUGCAGAGGGCGCUGGCGCCGCUCGACGCGUUCGCGCUGCCCUCCGCCAUCGGCGGCGCCUUCGGCUUCGUCACGGACCCGCGCGAGCUGGACGAGCUGAAACAGUUCGCUAGAGAACACAAGAAGGACUUGAUGCCGAUGUCUCAAACCCUGCAGAAACUGAUGGACACCGCAACGCUCAGGAUCAAAUGGGUGGAAAAGCAUGCUGAUGAAAUUAACCAGUGGUUCAAAGAAUAUGUUACAGGUAACACAACAGAACAUUCUGAUUUAAACAGCAAUGCUACAGAAUCGUUAUUAACGCAGAACAUCACAUUCAACAUCCCAUCUAAAGAUACCGAGAGCAACAGCACAACUCCAAAAGCAAGUGAAGAAGCAGUUACCAGUAAUCCUAGUCCG
Molecule: messenger RNA, 3207 nt
Organism: Iphiclides podalirius (scarce swallowtail)
Lineage: Eukaryota; Metazoa; Arthropoda; Insecta; Lepidoptera; Papilionidae
Source: the annotation of a GenBank genome assembly